Messenger RNA from Cyprinus carpio (common carp), 3348 nucleotides. RefSeq lists its product as uncharacterized. Lineage: Eukaryota; Metazoa; Chordata; Actinopteri; Cypriniformes; Cyprinidae. The record is from RefSeq and is a predicted model, not a curated record. The transcript is spliced from 2 exons. Bases 2225 to 2992 code for a protein of 255 amino acids.
GUGAUAGGUUUUUUUUUUCCACAUCGUUUACACAUUAUUUCACGAUUCACACUUGUUUCUAAUGAUGUGAUUGAACCAACUGUACAAAAUAUGAGUUCAUAUGAGUUCAGAGUGCACAAGUGGCUAGGGCUGGGUGAUAUGGACAAAAAGUCAUAUCCCGAUAUAUUUAUGCUGAAUAUUGAUAUACGAUAUAUAUCCCGAUAUUUUUUCCCCAAAGUGAGAGCAAAUGUUCAAAGUCAAAGCCAAAGCCAAAUAUGACGUCACAAGUAGUUUUAUUGAAACCGGCCAUUUCAGUGAACAGUUGCAAAAUCAAAUGAAUAAUUAGUAAACCGGUUUCUUCACCUGGUUCAUAAUUAAAUGCUCAGCUGUUCAAAUAACAAUAAAAUGUAAAAAAAAAAAAAUACUGUAUAACAAUAGGACAGGAGUACCUUUUUUGAAAUCAAAGCUCCAUAAGGUGCACAUUUAAAUAAAAAAAAUAUCUUAAAAAUAGCCUAUAAAAUAAAAUAGGCCAAUCUUUUUCCGAAAUAAAUAUAUUUAUAUGAGAAAAGUACAAUAUCAAAAAUUUUUAGUUUUACAACUAUAAAUGGCUUAUUAAAAUCCAAUAACAGAUUUUAUUCUCCUUUCUAACAAAUCCACAGAUGCAAAUAACGAACAUUACAAAAGAAUAUGACAAACCCUAGUAACUUAAGGGCAGCAUUUACAUAUAAAGAAAGAACAAAAUAAAGUGCUCAGUUUAAGAACAUUUUUUUUAAACAUCAGCUUGAGAUUACCUUUUCCUUUUUGUUAACUCAAUUUCUUAUCUGAACAGUCUCAACCAGUUGCACAAGAAACAGAUUAUCAACUCAAUAAACAUUUUCCCCCUCUUUUUUUUACUUUGAUAAACAGUAAUGCUGUCUUGAGGUAGACAUUAGAAGACAGACAAGCGUAUCCUCCUUCGGUUAAAGAUUUUGUGCGAGAAACACCAGCCUGUCAACAGCAUCCGGCUUCAGAGAUGCUCUGUGGCAGGUCACGAUAUUGCCACUACAGCUGAAAACCCUUUCGGAGGAUGAACUGGUAGCUGGUACCAAGAGAUACUUUUGCCAGGUGGCUCAGAGAUGGAAAGAAAACUUCAUGAUCCUUCCACCACUUGAGAGGAUCAGUGUCACUCUCCACACUUGCGGACUGCAAGUAACUUGACAGUUCAUUUUCAAUAGCCCCCCUCUUGGUUGGUGCAGUGGUGGUGGCUGUGCGCUUCUUGAAGAAGCUUGCCAGUCUCUUAGCUUUUGGUGCUACUGCUGCUUCUCCAUCUGCAGGCUCAGGCACAGUAGGCACACAUAGGCAAGGCGGUUGACAGUUGCUCUGAUCAGCCAGUAGCGUCUCCACCUCCAAGACAGCUCUGUGCUUCAAUGCAUCGACUUUUUCACUUGGGAUGUAGGUGGCCCUGAACCGAUGAUCCACAAAUGAAGCCAUCUCCAAAAGGUCAGUAGUGGCUGGGUCAGAAUAUUUGCUGUUGAGGUACUCAACAAUGCUGGUCUUGAUCGAUUUACAAAGCUCGCUAUCACCCUCUUCACAUGCCAGGAGACUUUCGUUAAAAAGGUGCAGCACAGGUUUCACAAAUGAUAGAGUGACGUACUCUUCACCUGAUAAAGCAUCAGUAAAGUCUAUAGAGUCCUAUAGAGGUUUCAGGACCUUUUGGACUGCUUCUAGGACCUCUAAGUCCUGCCAGGUAGGGACAAGGUGCCUGGUCCUUUUGUCAUUAGACAGGACUUUGGCCAGUGCUCCUUCCUGCUCCAGGACUCUCUCUAUCAUCUGCUGCCUGGAUCCCCAGGGUGUGGCAGACUCGGUUAUGAGUUGGUGACUUGGCAGACCCAGCUGAAUCUGGACUUCAGCAAGAUGUCUCCUUUUCUUCCAGCUGUACGAAAAACAGCUUACAAUUCUUUUGCACAAAAAAAUGGCCCGGUUGACACACUUGUCAUUCAUGCCAUGUCCUGUUAGAAUCAUAAAAAACUAUUAAACAAAUGUGCUUAUGCGAGGUGCGGGGGCCAGGCCGAACGGAAGCUCUGAAUACUGAUAAGCCGUGCCUUCUAAAGCAAAUCUCAGGAAGCGCCUGUGGCGCGUCGCUAUUUGAAUAUGGAAGUACGUGUCUUUUAGAUCCACUGAGGCGAACCAGUCCCCAGGCCGUAUCUGUGCCAAGAUCUGUUUCAGUGUUGUCAUUCUGAACGCGCACUUGUGAAGUAUUCAGUUGAUGGGUCUCAGGUCCAGAAUCGGAUGGAGUCCACCACGAAGUAGCGGCUGUAAAACCUGCUUUCCUGCUUGCUCGGGGGGUUGGCUCUAUCGCUCCUUUCUCGAGCAGACUGAGAACUUCCUGUCUCAGAACGGGAAGGUUUUGAAGCAAGAAGUUUUGUCUGCCUGGUGGGCCGUGAACCUGCGUGGCUUGCAAGGCAGGCUGCAGUCCGAACCCAAUGCAGAGGAAGACGGGCAACAGUCUCCUCGACAGGGGGGCAUGCGCACAUACCCGUGGGUUUCCGCCCCGUCCAUGUGCGCGAACAUGGCCUGCGUGGCAGAGUGGGUGCAUGCCGAUCAGGUGCAGCCCACGACUUCACCACGUGCUCGUGCAAGUCUGGGAAGAACGGGGUUCUUCUCCUCGAUGCGGCCUGGCGGUGGCUCGACUGGAGGAACCACCAGUCCAGCUUACUUUUCACAGGCUCGUCAGGUGCGUUCCAAGCGAGAUCCAUCUUCCUCGCCAGCUCUUUCGAAGGUGAUGAAGUUUGCGACGGCGUGGGGGGGGUGGAAGCUAUCGUCCGCGAAGUUGUACUCGUCUUUGGACGGGGGCAGGGGAGGGCCCACCAGCGGCUCGCUGGCAGCAGUGGGCCUCAUCCCCGCUGUUGCCCGAGCCACUUCUCUCCUGGCUCUGAGGGCGCGCACUGGGAGCUCGGCGCAGUGGGUGCACGUGUCAUCCGUGAGUGCCACCUCGGCGUGGGCGAGGUCCAGGCAGGUGACACAGAACUGGUGAAGGUCGGGCGGGUCAAUGGCAUGAAGCAGCCAUCGGAUGCGGAGAGGAAAAACAGGGGUGAGUAGUCCUCUAAUGCAACUUCCACGAUGACUUCGAUAAGACUUCUAGCGUGAAGAAAGAGAUUCUGACGUAAUUUUUGCACCCAUGCAUUUUAUACUGCCCGCUGACCUGUCAGUAUUUGCAUGCUCCGCGUCAAUUGGCCAGCUGUCCCCAAUUGGCGUUAGCCCAUCAGAUUUCAGCGAAAGUGGAGAAGGGAGGAGUUCCCAUAUAUGUCAUAGCUGACGUAAUGUUGAGUUACCGCCUUGAAAGGGAAUUGUAAUAUAUAUGUAUGCAUUUAUAUACAUGUGUAUAUAUUG